This is a messenger RNA of Aspergillus campestris IBT 28561, 2384 nucleotides long. Its product is annotated as sodium:solute symporter family protein. Gene Ontology annotation, cellular component: plasma membrane. Gene Ontology annotation, molecular function: spermidine transmembrane transporter activity; putrescine transmembrane transporter activity; urea transmembrane transporter activity. Bases 348 to 2384 code for a protein of 678 amino acids. Gene Ontology annotation, biological process: urea transmembrane transport; putrescine transport; spermidine transport. The record is from RefSeq and is a predicted model, not a curated record. Lineage: Eukaryota; Fungi; Ascomycota; Eurotiomycetes; Eurotiales; Aspergillaceae. The transcript has 6 exons.
CUGCUGGGCGCAUUAUCCUUAUCAUUGGUAUCCUUCUCUAAUCGAGGUUCAUUCGUUGAUGACGCUUGUGCUACUAAAUUUUUGACUCGAUUGGAUGGAGCUUCUCGAUAUGCUGGUCUUACUGGCGUUUGGGGAAUAAAUAAAAGAAAGAUGGGCCCUCUGGUUUGCUAUAUACUUCUGGGGUCAUAGGCUUGAACUGCCGAUGUUUGCAGCUUGACUAUAAUUCUACGAACAACAGCAGGCUGGCACACUGGUCUAUUGAAUCAAUCUAUUUGUGACUUGUUGUGGGAUACCUGUUUGGUAUUGCAACAAGAACGCCAUUGACCAAAUAACAUACAUUCGGCAGCAUGGCCGAAGAUGUGGCUAGAUUUGUUGCCCCUCUCUCACAGGGCUUUGGCUAUGGUAUAAUUAUUGGACUGGGACUUGCUUUUGCUCUGUUGAUGGUCUUCAUUACUUGGGCUUUGAAGAGAUACCAGUAUGAAGUGCAAACCUCGGAAAUGUUCUCGACCGCUGGACGAUCCGUCAAGUCCGGCCUGGUCGCCGCUGCAGUCGUUAGCAGCUGGACAUGGGCCGCCACACUUCUCCAGUCUUCUGCCGUAGCAUAUCAAUACGGAGUCUCGGGGCCGUUCUUCUACGCAUCAGGCGCCGUUGUGCAGAUCAUUCUAUUCGCAACCCUCGCGAUCGAGCUAAAGCGACGAGCCCCGAACGCGCAUACCUUCCUAGAAGUCAUCCGCGCUCGCUACGGCACCACCGUACACUGCGUCUUCAUCGUAUUCUGCCUGAUGACCAACACCCUUGUUACCGCUAUGCUUCUUACAGGUGGCUCCGCUGUCUUGACUUCUCUGACUGGGGUGCACACCGCCGCGGCCUGCUUCCUCCUUCCUAUCGGUGUUGUGCUGUAUACGCUAUUUGGUGGGAUUAAGGCGACGUUCAUCACGGACUACUUGCACACGGUCGUCAUUAUCGUUGUAAUCUUUAUUUUCGCAUUUUCGGCAUACGCAACGAAUGACAGACUGGGGUCGCCGGGGGCUGUCUAUGAUGCGCUCGUGGCGGCCUCCACGCGGCAUCCGGUGGAGGGAAAUGCCCAGGGGAGUUAUCUGACUAUGCGGUCUAAGGAGGGUGGUAUCUUCUGGGUGAUUAACCUUGUGGGGAAUUUCGGAACGGUGUUUCUGGACAAUGGGUACUACAACAAAGCCAUCGCUGCCAGCCCCGUGCACGCCUUUCCAGGAUACGUGAUCGGCGGCCUUUGCUGGUUCGCCAUCCCCUGGCUUUGCGCCACCACGAUGGGCAUCUCAGCCCUAACACUGGAGGGAUCCCAACGACUCAGCUCAGACGACGUCACAGCGGGUCUCGUGUUACCAUUCGCCGCCGUCAAACUUCUGGGAUACAGCGGAGCAGUCUGCACGACGCUGAUGAUUUUCAUGGCCGUGACGUCUGCUUUUUCGGCCCAGCUGAUCGCCGUAUCCUCGAUCCUUACCUACGACAUCUACCAAGCGUAUAUCAACCCCGCUGCUAAAGGAAAGACGCUCGUUUGGAUCUCGCACAUGUCUUGUAUCUUCUGGGCUGUGGUAAUGGCUGCAUUCGCCACGGGACUCUACUAUGCGGGCAUUGGCAUGGGAUACUUGUAUCUGCUCAUGGGCGUGAUUAUCUCGUCUGCCGUGUUUCCCGGCGCAAUGACCUUGUUAUGGAAGGGGCAGAAUUGGAUUGCCGCAGCGGCUUCACCAGUGCUGGGCCUCGCAGUAUCGCUCAUUGCAUGGCUUGUGACAGCGAAGACCGAAUCGGGUGUAUUAACAGUAGCUACUACCGGAGCGAACUACCCAAUGCUCGCGGGCAACGUCGCCGCUCUCCUCAGUCCAAUCAUCUUCUCCCCAGUCCUAACCUACCUCUUCGGCGCCCAAAACUACAACUACGCCUCAAUGCGCGCCAUCCGCAAAGUCGACGACAGCGACGUCGCAGCCGCCGCCCACAUCGACAUCGAGCUGAUCCCCGGCGAAGCCGCAUCCCCAACAUCGUCGCCCCCCGACGAAGAACGCAAAAUGAACCAAGCAGCCACGUACUCGCGCGCUCUGACCAUCGCUAUGGUGCUGUGCUUUCUGCUGCUGUGGCCGAUCCCGAUGUACGGAUCGAGUUAUGUUUUCAGUAAGAAGUUCUUUACGGGGUGGGUUGUUGUGGGACUGAUUUGGUUGUUUGGGACGACUUGUGGGGUGGUGGUUUUUCCGCUUUGGGAGGGGAGGGCGAGUAUUGUAAGGACGGGUAGGUUGAUGUGGUUGGAUUUGAUGGGGAGGGGCAAAGGGAGAAGUGUGCUGGAGGGUCGUGGGGAGAAAGAAGGUAGUAGUAUGGAGGGAGUAGAGACGCCGACGGAGGAGGUGAGUGGGAAGGUGUGA